Messenger RNA from Phaeoacremonium minimum UCRPA7, 693 nucleotides. Its product is annotated as putative major facilitator superfamily transporter protein. Gene Ontology annotation, molecular function: allantoate transmembrane transporter activity; dipeptide transmembrane transporter activity. The record is from RefSeq and is a predicted model, not a curated record. Lineage: Eukaryota; Fungi; Ascomycota; Sordariomycetes; Togniniales; Togniniaceae. Bases 1 to 693 code for a protein of 230 amino acids. Gene Ontology annotation, biological process: tripeptide transport; transmembrane transport; dipeptide transport. The transcript has 5 exons. Gene Ontology annotation, cellular component: plasma membrane.
AUGAAUGCGCAGCUCGAAACCAAGUCCCCAAGGCCGGAAGCGGCGCCAGAGGGCAACGGCAGCCGAGACGGCCAUGACGAGAAACCUGGCGAUGUUGUCGAAGUGGCAUCCGAUUCCUACACGCCCGAGGAAGAGAAACAGGUAUUGAGAAAGAUUGACAUGACAGUGCUACCCAUGUACUCCUGGUGCUCUUCGAUCUUCUACGUCGGGCAGCUUGUGGCCGAGUAUCCUUUCAUCUACUUGAUGAGCAAGCUGCAUCUCACCAAGUUCGUCGGCGUAACAGUUAUUUGGAUCACCAUGAAUGGCCUAGCGCAAGUCGUCGGCUGCUUGCUGAUGUACGGCAUCGCUAAGAAUACUUCACUGGCUCUUCAACCUUGGCGUACACUCUUCCUUAUCUGCGGUGCACUGACCUCAGCCGCAGGGGUGAUUUUCUACAUUCUCAUGCCUAAUGGCCCCAAGGAUGCUUGGUUCCUCACGGCCAGAGAAAAGCAGGUGCUGUCACUUCGCAUGGUGAAAGAUCGUGAAGGUGGUGACAAGACAUCCUUCUCGCUUAGACAGCUCAAGGAGGCGCUUUUCGAUCCAAAGUCAUGGUUUGUUUUCUGGUUUGGUGUCCUUGUAACAAUGCAGUCACCUGUUCUGACAUUCGCAUCCCUGGUUAUCAAGUCGAUUGGGCGUCUUGUAUCACGUCAAUAA